CGUACCCGAACCGGAAGCUCCAAUAGCCCUUACUUCAGCUGCAAUCGAAAUCCCCAAAUCACUCACUCGCUCUGUCCCUCUCCUUUGUUUGGGUUUUUCGUGCUCUCAUCUUCUUCCCCUCUACCUUUUUGCGAUUCAGUGAAUCACUGUAAGGUCAAAUCACUGUUUUAGGGUUUUCCUCGAACCCCACUCACUACAAGAGAUCGCUUUAGUUCCGGAAUCUCAGGGGGGUAAAAUGCAGCAGCAGCCGCAGCAAACCCCGGCUCUCAACUCCGUCCCUCAGCUUCCACUCAAUGCUGUCACCACUGAGCAGAUUCAAAAGUGUUUGGAUGAUAACAAAAAUCUGAUUUUGGCAAUACUAGAAAAUCAAAACCUUGGGAAGCUUGCGGAGUGUGCACAGUAUCAAGCCAUCCUUCAGAAGAAUCUGAUGUAUUUAGCAGCGAUUGCUGAUGCACAACAACCGCCACAAGGAUCAGUGAGCUCACAGCAGCAACAGCCGGUGGGGGUGGUCCAAAGCCCUACUCAACAAAUGCCAAAAACCCAAGCCACUAGUCUUCAGCAGCAACAAGUGCCACCAAAGUUGCCUUUCCAGCAGCAGCAGCCCAAUAAUGGCAGUGGUUUCCCAUCCCAAGAGCAACAGCAGCAGCAGAUGCUCCAGUUUCAUCAGCAGCAACAGCAAUUCCAAGGCCACCAGGCGGUCAACAAUGCCGCCACCCCCGCCAUGCACCACCAACUCAUGCGGCCCGCCCCCGCCAAUGGCUUGGAAGCUAACAGUGAUGGACUCAACACCAAAUUGCCUCCCGGGCAAGGCGGCGGCGGUGGAAGGGGGAAUGAGUAGUAAUGAUAAUAAUAAUAAUAAUAGUAAUGAGCUUUCUGAGUAGUUAUUGUACUGACUGACGUCAAUCAAGUGUACUACUAGUCAAAACAAGUUUGGUUUGUAUUCAUGACGAGGAGGUUUCAACUCUCUUUAACCCAUUAUGGUGAUAUUAAAACAUUUACACUAUGUUUGGCUAUGGAAUUUUGGUUCAAGGAAUUUGAAAGAAAAAAUCGAAGAAAAUGAUACUAUCUUG
This is a messenger RNA of Cuscuta campestris, 1070 nucleotides long. The record is from the annotation of a GenBank genome assembly. Lineage: Eukaryota; Viridiplantae; Streptophyta; Magnoliopsida; Solanales; Convolvulaceae.